Penicillium cataractarum is the source of this 1980-nucleotide messenger RNA. RefSeq names its product F-box protein. The coding region runs from base 1 to 1980 and encodes 659 amino acids. The record is from RefSeq and is a predicted model, not a curated record. NCBI's taxonomy places the organism in Eukaryota, Fungi, Ascomycota, Eurotiomycetes, Eurotiales, Aspergillaceae. The transcript has 3 exons. Gene Ontology annotation, molecular function: protein binding.
AUGACUGUGAAGUCGUCCAUAGAAGAUCCAUUGGCAAUUCUUCCUCCAGAGAUUAUUCUUCGUAUCCUGGAAUUCUCUCCCGUAUCGGCCCUCGCCUCCCUCCUCGCAGUCUCCAAGGCUUGGCACCAAUUCAUCGACGUCACUCAUCAACAAGCUAUUUACGGCGCCGAAUCCAAGACAACACAACCGCCCGGCGGCACCUGUGAUCUAGCCUUCCUUUCCAACACCUGCAGUAUCACGAAUUUCUUCAAUGGCACAUCAUCAUGGAAGGAUCUAUGCAAGCGACAGACUUUACUUGCUCGCAACUGGGCGGCGCGGCAUCCAGUCAUUCAAGAAUCGGUGCUCCAGGUUGGCAACACCCCGGUCUGGCGCUUUCGGGCCGACUUUAAGCGGCGCUUCUUCAUCUCCACCUCCCAUGCAGGUGGAUUGAAUGUCACCGAUAUGGACUCGGGUCUAAUUCUUUGGCGACUUCCCUCCACCGAGGAUUGUGACGAGGACGCCGUCCGCCCGUACGCCCAUUUAGAGUAUCAGGAUGGAAUGGCGGUAUUCGAUCGAGAGGGGGAUGCCGUCGAGAUUUGGCAGGCUGAAAUGGAUGGAGCUGCUCGCGGGGAGUUUCGACGCGUUGCCAUCUUGAAUCACGACUGUCAGACAAGAGGGUUUCAAUUGUCUUACUGGACGCUUUGCGUGGUGUCGAAUGAAGGGCACGGCUUUGUCUAUGACAUGACCCAGCGACCUCCUGCAUUAACCACCCGCCUCGAUAUUGAGCGAGGCGCCGUUGGACAUCUGGACCAGUGCGAGGAUGCCGUGAUUUAUUCGAUCGGAGAGAAAGGCUACUAUGCUUAUGAUAAAAAGUCCGGCGCCUUUUUGGGUGUACUGCAGCCGUCUAACUGCACGGACAAAUAUCAUAUCCGCUCCCCUCCAUCUAGUGCAACUCCGCGAAAUGUGAUUGUCCCUAUCGAGAUCGCAAAGGGUCCGCUCUCGCCCCCGAGCGACCUGGAGCACGUCCGGAAUGGAGAGGACGAAUGGGGAGCUGGCAUGUUGGACGGCGAUCUGUUUGUCGGCUUUUCCCGAGCCGGUCGUGUUUUCAUAAGCUCUGAAUGGCGCAAAGCCUUGCGCGACGACUCCAGUUUUGCGAUACUCAGCUCUCUUUUAGAAUGUGAAUCAGAUGGCUCUAAUUUCGAUCUGGGUGGUUGGCUGUCCGUUCGUGAUCACCGCAUCUUGUUCGAAAUCCACGAUCGCGCUUAUGUCGUCACGUUGGAUAACAAGAACCGCAUUCAAGACGUCCACCAUCCCGAGCGCGGUUCGUUCUCGAUAUUGACCAGCUCCGCCCCACAGCUGGCGGUUCCCGUCAGCUAUAUGGUAUUGUGCGAUGAUGCGAUUAUGACAACGUAUACAGUCCGUCUCUCCUUUUCCCCAUCAACUCUUGGUUGGCGCCAAUCGAUCUCCAACAUCCCCGGCAGUAAUCCAACGCUGCCACAAGAGAACCCCGCCCGAAUUUUCCCCACCAAAGCCAUUCGCACAGUGAGCCUGGCCCCUGAGAUCUCCAGUUCACAACCAGCCGAGGCGGGUGAACUCGAGAGUUCGAUCUUGAAAGCCCGAUCAGGCCCAGGCCAACCUACGGAUCAGAUGCGGCAAUCACAGGCGGCAUUGUUGCAGCUAGUCAGUCUAUUGGGAGACGAACCCGGAGAGUGGGAAGAUCAGGAGGCUGCUGAAGACGAGGAGGACGAGAAUGUGCCAAAAGCAUAUGUGGCAACAACCUCCUCCUUUGGCAAUACCGGCCAGGAUGCCGGACUUGACAAGGUCUCGCCGACUGGUCUAUCCGAGGCCUUUGGUGGUUCUACCAUCUUAACGACUAACCCCGACACAGCUCUUUUCCAUACUAACCACGAUCCAGGCGUACCAUACAAGAAAAUUCAACCACCGAAAAUCUCAAGUUCAAGUUCAAGGAUUGACACAUUGCCAUUCCGAAGGAUCGUAUAG